Molecule: messenger RNA, 1066 nt
Organism: Emys orbicularis (European pond turtle)
Lineage: Eukaryota; Metazoa; Chordata; Testudines; Emydidae
Gene: CPPED1
Product: calcineurin like phosphoesterase domain containing 1
Exons: 4
Coding region: 88-1023 (311 amino acids)
Molecular function (GO): hydrolase activity
Source: RefSeq, a predicted model, not a curated record
GCCCCAGCGCUGGCUCCCGGGUUUCCCUAUCCCGAAGCGCAGCAGCCAUCUGGCGUUUCGGGACGCGGCUGCAGUUAGGCGGACGCUAUGGCCGAGGAGCGGGACGUGUUCCUGAGGGCCCGGGGCAGGACACUGAGCGCCUUUCGCGAAGAUGAUGAAUGUCAAUGGAAAGCCCCUUUCUACUUCAUCCAAGGAGCGGAUCCCCAGUUUGGACUGAUGAAAGCCUGGGCAAUUGGUGACUGUGACAAUGGAGGUGAUGAAUGGGAAGAGGAGAUCAAAUUAACAGAGCAAGCUGUGCAAGCCAUUAACCAGUUAAACCCCAAGCCUAAGUUCUUUGUACUGUGUGGUGACCUCAUACAUGGUAUGCCAGGAACUCAGUGGCGAAAGGACCAAGAACAAGAUUUGAAAAAUGUCCUGAAGAACAUUGACCAAGACAUUCCAUUGGUAUUUGUCAGCGGAAAUCAUGAUAUCGGCAAUGUUCCAACACCUGAAACAAUAGAUGAUUAUUGCAAGCACUGGGGAGAUGAUUACUUCAGUUUUUGGGUUGGAGGAGUUUUCUUUCUUGUGCUUAACUCUCAGUUAUACUUUGAUUCCUCUAAAUGUUCUGAGUUAAAGCAGGCCCAAGAUGAGUGGCUUAAUGCACAACUGGCUGUAGCUGAAAAACGGAAGUGUAAACAUGUAAUAGUAUUUCAGCAUAUUCCUCUAUUUCUACAAAACCCGGAUGAAGACCAUGACUAUUUUAACUUGGAGAAGUCAGUUCGGCACGAGCUGAUGGAAAAGUUUCAUAAAGCAGGCAUUAAAGCUGUAUUUUCUGGACACUACCAUAGGAAUGCUGGAGGGUCCUACAAGGAUCUAGAGAUGGUGGUUUCAUCAGCAAUCGGAUGUCAACUGGGAGAAGAUACCCAUGGGCUUAGAGUGGUCAUUGUCACAGCUGAGAAGAUUGUUCACAGAUACUGCAGUUUAAAUGAUCUGAGUAGCCAAGGAAUGGAAAAAGAGCUGAUGGAUUUGAUUAAGCAAAAUUAGCCAUUUUCUAACUGACAAGUCUCCAGUUUUUUUUUAAUUCACA